Molecule: messenger RNA, 1401 nt
Organism: Thyridium curvatum
Lineage: Eukaryota; Fungi; Ascomycota; Sordariomycetes; Thyridiales; Thyridiaceae
Exons: 1
Coding region: 1-1401 (466 amino acids)
Biological process (GO): mitochondrion organization; phospholipid transport
Cellular component (GO): ERMES complex
Molecular function (GO): lipid binding
Source: RefSeq, a predicted model, not a curated record
AUGUCUAUUGACCUCAAUUGGGAGACGCUGACCACCGGCCCGGACGGCGAGGCGCUGGCCCACAGCAUCCGCGACUUCAUCCACACAAAGUUCCAGUCCGUGCCCCUGCCGCGCUUCAUCAAGUCGGUCACCGUCCACGACUUCCAGUUCGGCUCCAUCCCGCCCGAGCUCGAGCUCAAGGACCUCACGGACCCGCUGCCCGAUUUCUACGAGGAGAAUGAGGCCGUCGACGACGACGAGGACGACGACGACUACGACGAGGGCGGCAGCGGCUUCGAGGACGAGGACGCCGUCGUGCCCGACGAGGUGAGGGCGGCGGCCGACCGGCGGAGGAGGGCCGAGGCCGCGGCCGCGGGGCUCGCCCACGACGCGCGCCACCUGCCGCCGCACAUCCGGACGGGCGACCUGCGGGCGGGCGGGACGCCGGCGGCGGCGCACGACCUCGGCAGCCCGUACCUGGGCGUGUCGACGCCGGGGAUCCCCGGCGGCACGUCGAACCUGAGCUACUUCCACUCGCACCUCACGUCCGGCCUGUCGGGGACGCAGACGCCGCUGGCCGCCGUGGCGGGCGCGCACCUGGGCAGCGGCUGGCUCGAGUCCGCCGGCGGCGGCGGCGGCCAUGGGCAUGGCCACGGCCCGCAGGAGCAGCAGCAGCGGCGACACCACCCGCCGAGCCACAGCCGCAACCCGUCCACGAGCUCCAUCUCCGUCGGCGACUUCAGCCCCCGGGGCCUGGCGCCGACGAUACCGCCCAACGCGGUGCCGACCGGCGCGUUCCCCUCGCUCAGGGAGAAGCACAGCGUGUCGACCCUGGCGCCUACGUCGGCAAACACGUCGAGGCCGCCGACGCGGGACCUGGAGUCGGCCAUCGAGGACGAGGAGGGCGAGGACGGUGCGGCGGCGGAGGGCCUGGAAGGUCAGGAGCGGAAGAGGUUCCGCGAGCGGAGGGUCGAGGACAUGCAGGCCGUCUUUAGAAUACGGUACGCCGGGGACGUCAAGCUUUUGCUGACGGCGGAAAUACUACUCGACUACCCCAUGCCGAGCUUCGUGGGGAUACCGCUACGCCUGAGCAUCACUGGGCUCACGUUCGAUGGCGUCGGGGUCCUGGCGUACAUACGGAAGAGGGUACAUUUCUGCUUUUUAAGCCCGGAAGAUGCGGUAGCUGCCGUCGGGGCGGAUAGUCUCGGGGAGGGGGAUGCUGAUGGGCAUAGCUCUGGAGGCCAUGGGAAGAUGGGCGGGCUACUACAGGAGAUACAGGUGGAAAGCGAGAUUGGGCAGCGCGAGGGAGGGAAGCAGAGCCUCAAGAACGUGGGCAAGGUGGAAAGAUUCGUGCUGGAGCAGGUGAGGAGGAUAUUCGAGGAGGAAUUCGUCUAUCCCAGUUUCUGGACGUUCCUGGUAUAG